This is a messenger RNA of Durusdinium trenchii, 3519 nucleotides long. The record is from the annotation of a GenBank genome assembly. NCBI's taxonomy places the organism in Eukaryota, Dinophyceae, Suessiales, Symbiodiniaceae.
AUGCUGGGCAAUUUUUUACGCUCCCCUGACGGCCAGGUCCUGGAUGUGCCAAGUCUGAAAGCUCCAGGCUUCAUUAAGGCAGCGGCAGACGGCCACUUUCCCGACGCCUCCGCCACGGCGCAUGGGGGACUGGUGCUCAAGUUGCGGAGUAGCACACCCAACUAUGAGGUGCUGAUGGCCUGUUUGUGGGUGGUUGGCAAGCCCCACUGUGCAGUGGUUGCCAUGUUUCCAGUGAUCCUGCUGCCCAUGAUGGGCGUGGGUGGCAAAAAAUAUGCCCUGGACAAUCAAUAUUUCAACCAUGUGAACUUCAUCCUGCUGGGCAGCUUCCUCUUGGCCUUUGCCAUCGAGGAGGUGGGUCUUCAUCACCGUCUGGCGCUCAAAUUGCUCUCCAUGGUGCCUGGGGACCCCAAGGCCACCUCCCUGUAUGAGGAGAUCAAAGGUGUUCCGCCUGAGGAGCGGCGCGGGGUUGUCGGUGGGGAGGACUCAGAAGAAGAUGUCGAGAGCACCAGUGAGGGCAGUGGUGGUGUGGUCAACGUGGCGAAGUUGGGAGAAGAGGAGCAUCUAAAGCAGCUCUUCAAGAAGAUCAUGCUGGGCGUGGCCUAUUCCUGCUCCAUCGGAGGCAUCUCCACCAAGACGGGCACCGGCACCAACUUGGCCUUCAUGGGCAUCUACAGCAACCUUACGGGGCAGACGAUCUCCUAUGGGCGCUGGACCGGGAUUCUGGUGGGGCUUCCGAUCUCGGUGUUGAUGAUCUUGGCUGCCUGGAUGGAGCUCACCUUGGUGGGAGGCCUUGGGCGUAAGGGCUAUCGCUUCCCCACAGAGACGCUGAAAGCACGCUACGAGAAGCUGGGGAAGACCACGAUGCCGGAGAUCGUUGUGGAGGCCAAGCUGGCCGCGCUGCUGGAGAUACUUCUACUUUGGGCAAGGGAUUUGGGGACUGAUGGAUUCAGCCUCUCCGACCUCUUCCCGGACUGGGUCAGCCGCUCCGCCGUGUCGGCGGCCGCGAUGUCCGGUGACGAUCCCAAAGCCUUCACGGAUGCCACGGUCGUCCUGCUUUGCACGCUGCCCUUGUUCUUCAUUCCUCGUACCAAGGACUGUGGCGAUGCCUUUGAUGCUCCGAUCUUGCAGUGGAUCCAGUCGAAGAUGCCAAUGGGACUCUUCCUGCUGAUCGGUGCGGGCUUUGCCAUCUCGCGUGCCUUUGACGUCAGCGGACUCUCUGUGGAGAUCGGCUUGGAGCUGAGCCAUGGCAGAGAUGGCUCACAGUUGGUUUGGCGAAGGUCUCAAACCACCAGCGACGUGGCCGUGGCGAACAUCUUGCUACCCAUUACGUUUGGUGUGGCCAAGUCCAUGGAGAUCGACCCACUGCUUUUAAUGCUUCCAGUGGGCCUCGCUUGCUCCUUGCCAUUCACCCUGGUGGUGAGUACGCCGCCCAACGCGAUCGCCUUUCAAACUGGGCUCAUCACCCAGAAGGAUCUCUUGGGCUUCGGACUGCCACUGACCAUACUUGGAAUGCUCAUCCUGCCACUGGGCAGCAUUUUCCAUGUCGGAUCAAUCCCCAAGAGGGUUCUCGCUGACCGAACGGGGCGUUCUGGCCCGGACCGGAUCCGAAGGACCCGGGAGCCGCGGGCGAGGCAUGAGGGCAACUCGGUGAUUUACGAGGCGCUGAAUGGAGGAAACUACAAGAUUGAUGUCUUGGAGAUGGUCCAGGUCAAUAUUUCCAAGGGCACCAGGCGGAACAUCCAUCGGCACCAGGGGCAUGGGAAGAACUGGUCCAUGUGGCAGUACGAGGCGGAGCGUGCUGAAGGGCGGAACUACACCCACUCCAAGACCACCCUGGUGCAGUAUCCCAAGGAGGUUUGCAUCGCCUUGGAGGACUGCUGGCGCCACGCCCGCGCGGAGGCCUCGCGGCUGGAGCUGGAAGGUGCCUGGGCGGUGGACCGGCAGCGCGCGGAGAGUGCUUGGCGGUGGAAGCUGCAGCGAGUGACCGGCCCCACCUUGCGCCGUGUGUUCGAGGGUGAUGCCGACGGCGAGCUGCUGCCGAUGGAGGGGGAACCUGUACAGCCCAGCUCCUUGGCAGCGGAGGCGCGCUUGGACGGUGCGCUGAGGGAGGUGCUGCUGGAAGCGGCCUUGAGGCAACACGCUUGGCCAGUGAACCAAGUGGUGGAGGCGCUGUAUUGGCUUCAGGACCGAGGCUUAGAGCUGUCUGCCUCGCAUGUGCGGAAGGCGGCGCUGUUGCACGGCGGCCUCACGCCGCUGAAGGUCUUCUUAGAGGCUCAGGUGGAUGUGCGAGGCUUGGAACUGCUGGUGGACCACCGUGCGGCUGCGAACCUCUCCAGUGGCAACACCAGCGGAGGCGGUUGGGUCCAACGAUGCAAGCCUGCGCUGAAAGCCCUAUUGGCCCGUGGGGCAGUGCUGGGGAGCCAUUCCCUUCAAUCGCGGCUGCUCAAACGCCUGGAAGAGGACGGCAUGGCGCUCUGGGUCCAGCGCGUCUUGGAGGCGUUGCGACGGCAGAGACCCGAACUGCCUGAGGGCUUCCGGGUCUCCUUCGCCAGUGGCACGUCGUCGCCUAGCUACGCUUGCGCCGGGGGUGUGGCAUCUUCGGGGGUGGCAGAUGGGGUAGGCUAUGGCUAUGGCUGGGGUAGGGAGUCAAAGAGCUACAAGAAGUUCUCUACCCACUUGCCAGAAGAAGCUUUGCCCGCCCCUCUUAUGGCUGUGGAGAUGAGUGAGAGGUGCUCCUUCCCUGGAGCGCCUUUAGCGACAAAUGGAGCCCGGCCACCGGUGAGCAGACCUCCACCUGCGCAGAGGAAACAUGAGCCGGUGAGCGCACGGGGUCCGUUGGCCGCAGAGGACCCGAGCGUUUGCGUGAGCGCAUCGACCUUGUCCAAGAUCCGGCGUGUGGAGCUUUGGGCCGAGGGGGCGCUGGGGAAAGUGCACCUAGAGGUGAAGUCCAUCGUGGCCCGUCCAGAUCAGCUGGCGCUGGGUGGUGUGCCCUCUCAGUAUGAUGGAUGCGGCAAACCGGUGCAGAGGAAGCUUCGCUACAACGUCUCCAGCCGGAAGGAGCGAACGUGGAAGAACUGGGAAGAUGGCUGUGAUGAGAACUGGGAGCCCACCGUGCCAGUGCCUGUGGACCCCUCCGAGAGCCUGGCGGAGGCGGUGUGCUGCGACACCCGCACCAAGGUCUAUGCCGAGCCGCAAUUCCUGUACCAGGCUCCAGAUAUUGCGCUCUUCAAGAGCUUGGAGGGAGUCACCACUUUCUAUGACUCUGUUUGCGGGCUACCACUCUUCAAAGCGCCAGUAAACAGGAGCAUGGCGGACUUCAAGGCUGAUACGGAUGAACAUGGCUGGCCAUCGUUUCGCAAGGAGGAGGUCUUCUCAGAGCACGUGAAGGUGGACAAGGAUGGCUUUGUGUAUUCCUCUUGCGGCACACAUCUGGGGAGCUACUUGCCCGAUGCUGCGGGGCCGCGCUACUGCAUGGAUUUGUCCUGCAUUGCAGGCAACCCAGUGGACUUCGUGGUCUAG